Messenger RNA from Teleopsis dalmanni, 1609 nucleotides. RefSeq names its product calcium-transporting ATPase type 2C member 1-like. Gene Ontology annotation, cellular component: Golgi membrane; endoplasmic reticulum; plasma membrane. Gene Ontology annotation, molecular function: ATP hydrolysis activity; ATP binding; P-type calcium transporter activity. Gene Ontology annotation, biological process: manganese ion transport; intracellular calcium ion homeostasis; calcium ion transmembrane transport. Bases 56 to 1018 code for a protein of 320 amino acids. NCBI's taxonomy places the organism in Eukaryota, Metazoa, Arthropoda, Insecta, Diptera, Diopsidae. The transcript has 3 exons. The record is from RefSeq and is a predicted model, not a curated record.
AGCUAAUCUCAUUGGAAUCGAUACGAUUCACCAUCAGACACUCUCUGGACAGGAGAUGGAUCAAAUGAAUGAGCAUCAACUUGACAAAGUGGCCAACAAUGUCAGUGUUUUCUAUCGAGUUACGCCACGCCACAAACUUGACAUUGUAAAAUCCCUACAACGCACCGGAAAUAUUGUGGGCAUGACAGGUGAUGGCGUAAACGAUGGAGUAGCGUUAAAAAAAGCAGACAUAGGAAUAGCAAUGGGUAAAAAUGGUACUGACGUUUGCAAAGAAGCAGCAGAUAUGAUUUUGGUCAACGACGAUUUUCACACAAUCAUUGCGGCUAUAGAGGAGGGCAAGGCUAUAUUCUACAAUAUACGCAAUUUUGUGCGCUUUCAACUUAGUACUUCAAUUGCGGCACUCUCACUAAUUGCACUUGCCACACUUAUGGGCAUUGCAAAUCCUUUAAAUGCUAUGCAAAUUCUAUGGAUUAAUAUUAUAAUGGACGGACCGCCAGCACAGUCGCUUGGUGUUGAACCUGUGGAUCAUGAUGUAUUGAAACAAAAACCGCGCAACGUUAAACAGCCAAUGAUAACAAAAUCGGUUAUAGUUAAUGUUUUGCUCAGUGCUAGCAUUAUAAUACUUGGCACACUAUGGGUGUUCCAACGAGAAAUGGCUGAUGGCACACUUGGCAAAACCAAACGUGAUACUACCAUGACAUUCACCUGCUUCGUUUUCUUUGAUAUGUUUAAUGCUCUGUCAUGCCGUUCCCAGACAAAGAGCGUUUUUAAAAUUGGUCUCACCUCGAAUAAAAUGUUCCUCAUGGCGGUUGGGUUUUCAAUUAUUGGACAAAUGCUUGUGAUUUAUUUUCCACCUCUUCAAAUGGUAUUCCAGACGGAAGCACUCUCUGUAUACGAUAUACUCUUCUUGCUCUCGCUAACUUCCUCGGUACUCAUUGUUGCAGAAAUUAAGAAAUGGUUUGAACGCACCAUGGAGCGUAAAUUAUACAAAACAAGAUCUGAGUUGGAUUUCGUAUGACAAAUCGCAAGCGCUGGAAGAAAGUUGAAUAAAAAAUCCGAUUAAGCUUAUUAAAAUAGCAACUAUUAAGGAGCUGAAGCGAGAGCAGACAGUACAGAAAAAAGAGUGAGAAACGUAUUAUUGAGAGUUAUUUUUACUUUUUUUUAAAUACGCAUUAAAAUCGUUAAGUUAGCUAGAGAAAAUGAUAUUAUAUAAGUAACGAGCUGGGAAGGAACGAUUGUGAACGAGCAGGGGGAAAAUAAGAAUUAUAUUUUAUAUGUCUUCACCCUUUUUGAGAAUAAAUCUCACUUGAAAUUAACGUGACCUAAUUUAGUAAAUUAGUGGUUUAUGGCAAUAUUGGCAAGGAGUAGAAUGCAGUGUAAAAAAAGAAAAAUGCGAUAAAUAUAUAUAAAAACAAAUUAAUAACUAAAAAAGUAAGAAACAAAUAAAAAAGACGUUUUGUAAAACAGAAAUUAGAUGCAAUGCCGAAGCGAACAGUAUCCUGAAUAAUCAAAAUUUUUGGAAAAAUCAACAGAAAAUUCUUCUAGCGCAAAUUUGGACUUUGAUAUAUUUUGUAUUAUUUUGUCAGAAAUACCAAAAAUAAAGUGCAUG